Orycteropus afer afer is the source of this 488-nucleotide messenger RNA. It is a transcript of the gene MRPL22, whose product is annotated as mitochondrial ribosomal protein L22. The record is from RefSeq and is a predicted model, not a curated record. Lineage: Eukaryota; Metazoa; Chordata; Mammalia; Tubulidentata; Orycteropodidae. Gene Ontology annotation, molecular function: structural constituent of ribosome. Gene Ontology annotation, cellular component: mitochondrial large ribosomal subunit; ribosome. Gene Ontology annotation, biological process: translation; ribosome assembly.
UACCACUGUCGAAGACAAAUAAAAUACAGCAAAGACAAAAUGUGGUAUUUGGCAAAAUUGAUACAAGGAAUGUCCAUUGACCAGGCUUUGGCUCAACUGGAAUUCAGUGACAAAAAAGGAGCCCAAGUAAUUAAGGAGGUUCUUUUAGAAGCACAAGAUAUGGCAGUGAGAGACCACAAUGUGGAAUUCAGAUCCAAUUUGUACAUAGCUGAGUCUACCUCAGGGCGAGGCCAGUGCCUAAAACGCAUCCGUUACCAUGGCAGAGGUCACUUUGGUAUCAUGGAGAAAGUUUAUUGCCAUUAUUUUGUGAAGCUGGUGGAAGGACCCCCACCUCCACCUGAGGCACCAAAGACAGCGGUCACUCUCGCUAAAGAAUAUAUUCAGGAGCUUCGCAACCGAACCAUCAUUCAUACUCUAUGAUGGAAGAACCCAGACUUCAAAGUGUAUAUAUUUUUGCUGUUUAUUUCCUAAAAACAAAAAAAUUAAAG